AGCCCCAGCCAGACAUUGGCCUGCCCCGUGAGAGGCUGUCCCGGGCAGAGGAGCUCAAGGAAAGGAAGAGGAUCCUGAGGGAGAACCGCCGCAAUGCUGAGAUGGAGCGGGCGGCGCGGCUCCGCACCGUGCUCAUUCCCCUCGACGAGGUCAGGGCUGAGUGGGAGAGGACCAGCGGCCCGUUCCACAAGCAGCGCGUGGCCAAGCACUGCGGGCUGUUCCGGGACCUGUUCAAGGGGGCCACCUUCACCCCCUGGGUGGCCCUGAGGGUGCACUACAGCCAGGAGGACGAGUACCUCGUGCCAGUCUACUAUGGGAACAUGGUGACUCCAUCAGAGGCUUCCAGUCCCCCUGAAGUGUCAUAUGAGGCAGACAAAGGCUCCCUCUGGACCUUGUUGCUUACAAAUCCAGAUGGACAUUUGAGGGAUGCAGACUCGGAGUACCUCCACUGGCUGGUGACAAACAUCCCAGGCAGUGACAUCAAGGCUGGUAAGGAGAUGUGCCACUACCUGCCCCCUUUCCCUGCCAUGGGGACAGGCUACCACCGCUUCAUCUUCCUGCUCUUCAAGCAACACGGGCCCAUCGACUUCAGCCAGGACGCUCGGCCCACACCCUGCUACAGCCUGAAGAUGAGAACCUUCAGCACGUUUGACUUCUACAGAAAGCAUAAGGAUGCCAUGACCCCGGCAGGGCUGGCAUUUUUCCAGUGUCAGUGGGACAGCUCUGUCACUUCCACCUUCCAUCAGCUGCUCAACAUGAGGGAGCCGGUGUUCGAGUUCGUGCGGCCGCCGCCGUUCCACCCUCCGCAGGUGAAGUUCCCUCGGCACCAGCCCCUGAGGUACCUGGACAGGUACCGGGACACACAGGAGCCCACCUAUGGCAUCUACUAGGAGCUGUCCCCUCUGUGUCCCUGGGAUGCUGCCUCCUGGAUUUCCUGUGCUCCCCUCACUGCCUCAGGAGGGAAGUGGCAAAGUCUCAGCUCCCAGUUCCCCUGGGUGCUCACAGGGCUAGCAGACAAGAACAUUCUUGUGAAGAACAUAACAAGAACAUUCAAAGUUAAUCCAUAGCCAGGCUGAAACCUUGCUCCUGAUUCUGCAGCAGAGCUGGCAAUGACUG
Zonotrichia albicollis (white-throated sparrow) is the source of this 1116-nucleotide messenger RNA. NCBI's taxonomy places the organism in Eukaryota, Metazoa, Chordata, Aves, Passeriformes, Passerellidae. The record is from RefSeq and is a predicted model, not a curated record.